Messenger RNA from Protobothrops mucrosquamatus (brown spotted pit viper), 535 nucleotides. It is a transcript of the gene MAD2L2, whose product is annotated as mitotic arrest deficient 2 like 2. The annotation marks the transcript as partial. The record is from RefSeq and is a predicted model, not a curated record. NCBI's taxonomy places the organism in Eukaryota, Metazoa, Chordata, Lepidosauria, Squamata, Viperidae. The transcript has 7 exons. Gene Ontology annotation, cellular component: zeta DNA polymerase complex.
AGCAGCCUCCGCCGCCGGGAAGCCCUCCGGGAGGAUGACCACUCUAACGCGCCAGGACCUCAACUUCGGACAAGUGGUCGCUGAUGUCCUUUCUGAAUUUUUAGAAGUAGCCAUUCACCUUAUCCUUUACGUCCGAGAAGUUUACCCCACUGGAAUUUUCCAGAAGAGGAAAAAAUAUAAUGUACCUGUUCAGAUGUCCUGCCAUCCCGAACUCAAUCAAUAUAUUCAGGAUACCCUCCACUGCGUCAAACCUUUGCUAGAGAAGAACGACGUGGAGAAAGUGGUAGUGGUCAUCCUUGAUAAGGAACACCAUCCAGUAGAAAGAUUCGUCUUUGAGAUCAUGCAGCCACCAUUGCUGGCCAUCAGCUCCGAUUCCCUGCUCAACCACGUGGAGCAGCUUCUGCGGGCUUUUAUUCUGAAGAUCAGCGUCUGCGAUGCUGUGCUGAACAACAACCCUCCAGGCUGUACUUUCACCAUCCUGGUGCACACCCGUGAAGCUGCCACACGCAACAUGGAGAAGAUCCAAGUGAUCAAG